UGGUUUUUUAAUUAAAAUCGCGCCUAUAUGAGUCACCUUUUUUACUCAGCUUUUACUAAUUAAUCAUUACUGGAAUUGGGAUAAUUAAAUAAAUUCAAAAUGAACAAAAAUUGUAUAUUAUAUAGUGUGAGUGCCUUAUUUGUUUUGGCAAAUAUUGUAAAUGCAAUUGACACAACAACUACAAAUACGAAUGCAACUUUGUUAAUUUGGUGUACGACGAGUAAAGCAGAACAAACUAAAUGUGAAAAUUUUGCACAGGCCGUUGUAAGAGAUGCAGUUGAGUUUAAGCGAAAUUUCUUCAAUUUUACAUGUAAACAAGCAUUUGAUACUGAUGAGUGUAUGACGUUAUUAGAUGAGGAAAAGGUACACUUAACAAAUUUAGACAGUGGUGAACUAUUUGUUGGUGGUCGUUUUCAUAGUUUAGUUCCGAUUUUACAAGAAGUGUACGAUGGUCGAUUUAAAUAUUCAUAUGCAGUGGCAGUGGUUAAAAAGAAAUCAACAUUUACUUUAAACACGCUAUCUGAUAUUCGUGACAAAAGAGCAUGUUUUGCUGGCGUUGGUACGCUAGCUGGAUGGGUUAUACCAAUUCAUACGUUGAUGGCGAAAGGAAAUAUGGAAAUAGUUGAUUGUAACAACCAUGUUAAAUCAGCAAUUAAUUAUUUUGGAGAAUCUUGUGCUAUUAACUCGUUAAUUGAUAAAUAUAAUCCAAUUGGUGAUAACUCAGACAAGCUAUGUGCACUUUGUAAGGGUAAAUUACCAGGUGAAAAAUGUAAUAAAGGUGAUUUGUAUGCUGGAUACGAAGGGGCAUUUAGAUGUUUGCUUGAAGAAGGGGACAUUGCUUUCUUAAAACACACGACUGUAAAUGAUAUGUUAAGUGGAGAUGAAUUUAAUUCAAUAACGAAGGAUUAUUUUGAAUUAGUAUGCUUAGAUGGUACACGUCGACCAGUAGAUGACUAUCGUUCUUGUAAUUGGGGUCAAGUACCAGCAAAUACAAUUGUUACAACAUCAGCCAAAAGUAUUGACGAAAGAAAAAAAAUACAAAGUUUCUUUGAAACAGCUAUACGUCUUUAUGGUUUGAAAGAUGCAAAUACAAUGUUCUAUAAUACGUCGUAUGAUGCACGUUCUUCAACUACUGAAGGAUACAAUAAUGGAUACAGUAAUCCUUAUGGAAGAUCUUUUGAAAAUAAUUAUAAUAAUAACAACAACAACAAUAAUAAUUAUAAUUCACCAGAUUAUUAUAACCAAAACCGUUCUUCUGAGCGAGGAUCUACUGAUCGACCUGCUUUUUAUGAGAAAUUUAGUUUAUUUUUAUCAUUUCCAGCAUAUGGUGAUAAACAUAAUUUAAUGUUCCAAGAUAACACAAUAGAUUUGUUUCCAUUACCUGAAAAAGAACAAGAUUAUGCUCAAUAUUUAGAUUCAUCAUUAAAACUUAUAUUAGAAAUACGAAGAUGUCCCGUAAAUCGGAUGACUUUAUGUGUAACAUCUGAUCCAGAAAUGGAAAAAUGUAUUAAAAUGAAAAUAGCACUUGAGGCACAACUAUUGAAACCAGAAAUGUCAUGUUUUAAAGGACAAUCACACAUACAUUGUAUGUAUGCAAUUCAAUCUGGUAAUGCGGAUGUAACAAUGUUGGAUGCCAGUGACAUCUAUACGGCUGGUUUACAUCACGAUCUCGUACCAUUUAUUAGUGAAGUUUAUAAUUUAGGAACAUCAGAAUAUUAUGUUGUUGCUGUUGCCAAAGAAGAAGAUGAUCGUACGGAUUUAACUUAUUUGAGAGGGAAGUAUACAUGCCAUCCAGGUAUAAAUAUGGCUGCAGGUUGGGUUUAUCCUUUGGCAUAUUUAAUCAGUAAUGGCUGGAUUCGUUCUUAUGGUUGCAAUAGUUUACGAGCAGCCGCUGAAUACUUCUCUAAAUCAUGUGUUCCAGGCGCUAUAUCACCCGAAUAUACUACCGAUGUUCAGUAUGAUAACAUGUGUGAUUUAUGUCAUGGUGCAAGUUUUAGAUAUUGUCGACGUGAUGCUUCGGAGGAUUAUUAUGGAUAUACCGGUGCAUUUAGGUGUCUUAUUGAGGGUGGUGGUGACGUGGCAUUUGUUAAACAUACUACAGUUACAGAAAAUACUGAUGGUAAACGUAGAGAAUGGUGGGCUCGAAAUGCAUUAACUGGUGAUUUUGAAUUACUCUGUCCUGACGGCACUCGUGCUGAAAUCAACCAAUAUCAAAACUGUAAUUUGGGUAAAGUAAAAGCAAACGCAUUAGUAACUCGAGGUGGUUAUGCAUACAACGAAACAGAAAUUAAUGCAUUUAUAAAUUUAUUUAUAUAUGCUCAGCAAUUUUAUGGACGAAAAGAUGCUGAUGAAUUCAGUUUUAGCAUGUUUUCUUCUUCACCGCCGUACGCUGAUUUGAUAUUUCAAGACGCCGCUCAACAACUUCAAAUCGUACCAAGUGAAAAACGUUAUUAUUCCACAUAUUUAGGUAACGAUUAUAUGCGUGCAAGACGAAUUGUUGAUUGUCAUGCUGCGGGAUCGAAUAUUCAAAUUUCUGUUGCGUUAAUAUUUUUAUGUUUGACUUCGAUUGUAUUUCAUUUUAGAGCAUAAUUUUCGACGUACAAACUAUUUAAGUUAGAGUUACAAAUAGUAGGAUUUUUGACUAGUUUUAAAAAAAUUUGAAACAAACACAGUAAAUUUUAAAAAUUGAAUUUAUUGUUUAUAAACUGCAUUAGAUUGAGUUUAAUUCUGAAUAUAUCGUUUAAGUGGCCAUCGUGGCGCUGUACACUUUGACUCUUUUGGAAGACAUUAUACUCGGUAGUUAAACUCAAAUAUGUAUAAAGGAAUAAAUCCCUUAAAUAAUAAUUUAUUGCAUCCUUUAUUACAAUUUGUAAAGUCAAAUAGGAUAUUUUUAAAAUUGGGUUUUUCUUUGCUGUGUAGUCAAAGAUCUUAUUUUUAAAAUUCGCUUUGGUAUAUUGAACAUUAUGCGAUUUCGAUAUUUUUGUUAUUAGACCGUCCAUUUUCUCGAAUAUUUUUCUAAUAUUGUUACUUAAAACUGAUAACAAGAAAACCAAAGUGUUUUGUACAAUUUUCAUUUUAUUUUUCUUAACUUGGUAAAGUUAUCGUAAUUAAUUUUAUCCGACAAAAAGUUUGAACUGAUAACUUUUUUUUGAUAUUUAAAAAAAAAGUGAUAUUACAAACAAUUUUUAUAAUUUAAUUUAAUCCGAAAAGGUUCUACUUUUCUUUUUAUAACUCAAAUCUAAUUAAUUAUACCGUUUAGGCCGUGUUGUAAUCAUAAAAUCGGCAUAAGGUAUACGGCGUACAGAUACAGAUCGUAAAAAUUAGAGUGUGUACGGUAGAAAUCUAAAGUGUAGAAUUUGUUCAGUUUUCUCGGGAUAUACGCUAAUUUGUUAUAUAAAACCAUUGAGUAUACGCCGUAUACAUUAUAGUACUGUGCUUAGGUUACAUGGUUAUUUUAUAACUUUUGGCUUUGAUAUUCAGUCUAUUAUUGAUCAAAAGCUGGAAAAGUAUUGAACCUAUUCGAAAUAUUUUGGUGCUAUACUUGACAGUACCCACAUUUAUCUGAUGUUUUUUAAAACAAAGUUUAAAAAAUUAAUUAUAAAAUCCUCGGUUGAAAAAUUACGGAGUGUACUAUGGGUAUUAUAUUUCUAUUAAAUGGCAUUUGCUUAGAAAGGUGGAUAAUUUACGACUGAGUAGCAGAGUGUAUAAACGGUGUGAUUUUACUUGGAGCGUUAAUGUGACACAGAGCCUUUUCGUUAAGAAUCUCUACAAUUGAAUCUCUGAACUAGACUUGCGAACAAGAAAAUCGAUCUAGACUUCAAUUUUUACUUUGAAGUUUAAUUUAAACCGGUUAUUAGAUGAAAAAAAUCAUCUAAUGAUGUUUAAAAAAUGGUGUUCUUUAAAAUAAAGAUAAUAAUAUAAGUAAAGCAACUGAAGAAAUAUACAAAAAAUAUUUUAAAGUAAAAAGUUUUCGUCGCCAUAAAUGACUGGUCUGGUAUUCCACCCAUCUAGAUCGUAUUAUCCAGCUUGUUUUUCAUUAGAAAACUGCCUGUUGAUCAUAGUAAAAAAGAGAGUAUGGAUCGAUUCGCUAGUCGUAAGUGCAUUUAUAAUUUAAAGAAAAUUUUAUUAAACGUUGUUCUGUAAAAGAAAAUAUACUUAGAAAUUUAUAUUUAUAAU
This is a messenger RNA of Chrysoperla carnea, 4176 nucleotides long. RefSeq names its product melanotransferrin (gene Tsf2). Gene Ontology annotation, biological process: iron ion transport. The coding region runs from base 100 to 2589 and encodes 829 amino acids. The record is from RefSeq and is a predicted model, not a curated record. The transcript is spliced from 11 exons. Lineage: Eukaryota; Metazoa; Arthropoda; Insecta; Neuroptera; Chrysopidae. Gene Ontology annotation, cellular component: plasma membrane; extracellular region; recycling endosome.